Aureobasidium musti is the source of this 1116-nucleotide messenger RNA. The record is from the annotation of a GenBank genome assembly. Lineage: Eukaryota; Fungi; Ascomycota; Dothideomycetes; Dothideales; Saccotheciaceae.
AUGACUUCCACACAAACAAUGGUCAAGCCGACGAUGUCCAACAUUGGUGUUUACACCAACCCUGCACAUGAUCUCUGGGUCGCCGAGGCAGAGCCUUCGCUCGAGCAGGUUCAAAGUGGUGAGAAGCUUGCUCCUGGUGAGGUCACAGUCGCAGUCAAGAGCACUGGNUCGGAUGUCCACUUCUGGCACGCCGGCUGCAUCGGCCCCAUGAUUGUCGAAGACGACCACAUCCUCGGCCACGAAUCUGCAGGUGUCGUUGUUGCCGUCCACGACAACGUCAAGUCGCUCAAGGUCGGUGACCGCGUUGCCAUCGAACCCAACAUCAUUUGCGGCGAGUGUGAGCCUUGCUUGACUGGUCGCUACAAUGGCUGCGAGUCUGUUCUCUUCCGCUCCACUCCUCCCGUCCCCGGUCUCCUCCGCCGCUAUGUCAACCACCCCGCUAUGUGGUGCCACAAGAUUGGCGAUAUGAGCUACGAGAACGGUUCCCUGCUUGAGCCUCUCAGUGUUGCUUUGGCAGGUGUACAAAGAGCAGAGGUCAGACUCGGUGACCCCAUCCUGGUUUGCGGUGCCGGUCCCAUCGGUCUCGUCACACUCGCCUGUGUCAAGGCCGCUGGUGCCGAGCCCAUCAUCAUCACCGACAUCGACGAGGGCCGCCUGGCCUUCGCCAAGGAGUUCUGCCCUUCAGUCCGCACCCACAAGGUCGACUUCAAGCACACACCCGAAGACUUCGCAAAGGCCAUCACCGAGCUCGGCGGCGGCGUCGAACCCGCCAUCGCACUCGAAUGCACCGGUGUCGAGAGCUCCAUCGCCGGAGCCAUCCAGACCGUCAAGUUCGGCGGCAAGGUCUUCGUCAUCGGCGUCGGCAAGAACGAGAUCAAAAUCCCCUUCAUGCGCCUCAGUACCCGCGAGGUCGACCUCCAGUUCCAGUACCGUUACGCCAACACAUGGCCCAGAGCCAUCCGUCUGUUGCAAGGUGGUGUCAUCAACCUUGAGAAGUUGGUCACCCACCGUUUCAAGAUUGAGGAUGCUCUCGAGGCUUUCAAGACGGCGGCAGACCCCAAGACUGGCGCCAUCAAGGUGCAAAUCCAGAGCUUUGAGGAGGGCGAGUCAAGGUAG